Messenger RNA from Temnothorax curvispinosus, 5598 nucleotides. RefSeq names its product ATP-dependent 6-phosphofructokinase (gene Pfk). NCBI's taxonomy places the organism in Eukaryota, Metazoa, Arthropoda, Insecta, Hymenoptera, Formicidae. Gene Ontology annotation, biological process: fructose 1,6-bisphosphate metabolic process; fructose 6-phosphate metabolic process; canonical glycolysis. Gene Ontology annotation, molecular function: fructose-6-phosphate binding; AMP binding; 6-phosphofructokinase activity. The record is from RefSeq and is a predicted model, not a curated record. The transcript has 16 exons. The coding region runs from base 57 to 2468 and encodes 803 amino acids. Gene Ontology annotation, cellular component: cytoplasm; 6-phosphofructokinase complex.
AGCUUUGUAUACGAAUUUUUGUAUUACAGAGUUAUAAGGAAUACUGCGAUACAGUCAUGGCCGAGGACGCGCCUCAGAAGUUUAUAAAACCUGGGAGCCACAAGGGCAAGGGCAUCGCCGUAUUCACCAGUGGUGGCGACUCUCAAGGAAUGAAUGCCGCCGUACGAGCGGUCGUGAGGAUGGGGAUCUAUCUCGGCUGCAGGGUGUACUUUAUCAGGGAGGGCUACCAAGGCAUGGUAGACGGCGGAAAAAAUAUCGAGGAAGCUACAUGGUCGUCCGUAUCUUGCAUCAUUCAUAGGGGUGGCACAGUAAUCGGCUCCGCUCGAUGCCAAGAAUUUAGGGAGCGUCCCGGUCGCCGGAAGGCCGCUAAGAACUUGGUUAGCCAAGGGAUAACUAACUUAGUGGUUAUAGGUGGAGACGGUUCUCUUACUGGCGCCAAUCUUUUCAAGGAAGAGUGGCCUACGCUUCUGAAAGAGCUCGUCGAGUCUGGUGAUAUUACUGCCGAGCAGAGCGAGAAGUACAAGCAGUUGCACAUUGCCGGUCUAGUAGGUUCCAUUGAUAAUGAUUUUUGCGGUACGGAUAUGACGAUUGGUACCGAUUCCGCGUUGCACCGUAUCAUUGAGAGUAUCGAUGCUAUAGUUAGUACAGCUUACUCCCACCAAAGAACGUUUAUAAUGGAAGUGAUGGGUCGUCAUUGCGGGUAUCUGGCUAUUGUGGGCGCUUUAGCUGCGGAGGCAGACUAUGUUUUCUUCCCAGAAUGUCCGCCUCCUGUCGACUGGCCUGAAAAAUUAUGUAAAAAGUUGGAGCAGGAAAGACUCACUGGUCAACGGCUUAAUAUUAUUAUCGUGGCCGAGGGAGCUGUCGACAGAAACGGCGAUCCAAUCACCGCUGAAAAGGUGCGCAAAAUCGUCGUAGACAAAUUACAGCAGGAUACAAGAAUCACCGUUUUAGGUCAUGUGCAAAGAGGUGGCAAUCCUUCAGCGUUCGAUAGAGUUUUGGGAUGCCGGAUGGGAGCCGAAGCGGUAAUGGCUUUAAUGGAGGCAACACCCGAAACAGGAGCCUGCGUUGUUACAUUGGACGGUAACCAAGCUGUGAGAUUACCACUUAUGGAAUGUGUUCGUCGUACGAAAGCCGUAGCGCAAUCUAUGGCCGAUAAAAACUGGGAUCUUGCUGUUCAGCUUCGAGGAAAGGGCUUUGCACGUAACUUAGAAACGUACAAGAUGCUGACUCGUUUGAAAGCGCCGGACCUAGAUGAUGCCAAUAGGGAAGUUAGUGGCCGCGCAUUAUCGAAGCAAUACACUUUAUGUGGACAAGAUCAUUACACGCUGGCGGUGAUGCAUAUAGGAUCGCCGUCUUGCGGCAUGAACGCGGCAGUUCGUUCCUUCGUGAGGAAUUGUAUCUAUCGAGGCGAUAAGGUAUACGGUAUCUGCGAUGGAGUGCUGGGCCUAACAGCUGGUAGACUGAAAUUGAUGGACUGGUCGUCCGUCACCGGCUGGGUCGCAGAGGGUGGCGCGAAAUUGGGAACGAAGCGCGCACCGCCCCAGGAGGAUCAGUUGCCCAAAAUCGCUCAUACGCUCAAAGAAUUUGGAAUACAGGCGUUGCUCAUCAUAGGUGGAUUCGAGGGUUAUCAGACCUGUCUCACAUUUUUCAAGGCGAGGGACAAGUACGAAGAGUUCAGAAUUCCUAUCGCUAUGAUCCCCGCGACUAUUAGCAACAAUGUACCAGGCACCGAGUUUUCAUUGGGCUGUGACACAGCUUCGAAUGAAAUAACGGAAAUCUGUGAUCGCAUUCGGCAAUCGGCGCAAGGUACUAAACGUCGCGUGUUCAUUAUCGAGACGAUGGGUGGUUUUUGUGGAUAUUUAGCGACCAUCGCUGGUCUAGCCGGCGGUGCCGAUGCGGCGUAUAUCUACGAGGAGAAAUUCAAUAUCAAAGAUUUGCAUCAAGAUGUGAUCGCGAUGGCAGCGAAGAUGUCGGAAGGUGUCGAGAGGGGUCUUAUUAUCAGAAACGAGGAUGCCAAUGAGAAUUACAAUACAGAGUUUAUGUACAGACUUUUCAGCGAAGAGGGAAAAGGUUUAUUCAGUUGUAGACGGAACAUACUCGGUCACAUGCAACAAGGAGGCUCGCCGACGCCUUUCGACCGUAACUUGGGAACAAAGAUGGGCUCUAAGGCGGUGGAAUGGUUCAGUGAUCAAUUGAGAAAAUGUACCAGCCCCGAUGGCAAAACGAUCACUACAGCAGCGGACAGUGCAGUGAUGCUUGGUAUUAUCAGACGCCAAUACAGAUACACGCCAUUCAUGGAACUUAUCGACGUUACCGACUUUGAACAUCGCAUUCCGACGUAUCAAUGGUGGAUGAAAUUGCGUCCGUUGCUGAAAGUAUUGGCGAAGCACGAGUCGACGUACGAAGAAGAGGGUCUGUACAUAACCGUCGAAGAGAUGGACGAACAGAAGGAUCCGCCUCUCGUAUAAACCGUGAGAUUAAUCUCUUAAAGAGCGCCGCGGUAGAUAACGCAAGAUAGAUAUCGCUAAUUGCGUGGAUAGGCGUGGUAGGCGCCGAUUAUUAUUAAAAGUAUCGCAGUAUUGUAUAAAUUAUAUUACGAUAAUUUUACUUCUGCUCGACAAGAAACGAAUCUUAUAUUUGUUUAUUGAAUUAUGUGUAUCUGAAAAAUUCAACUGUAUAUUAGUGUGGUCAUUAUUUAUUUAAGAUUUGCACGCGAUUUUUCAUUGUAUAUAAUUCAGUCAACCAGCAGAUGUGAUUGAAAAUAUACAGGGGAAGGGACGUUUAUUUUCUUUUCUUUUGGAUUUAUCUUAUUCGUAUCUUGAACGUUUUCGAGCUCAGGUAAGAAAUGGGUACAAAAGCAGUACCUGAAGCGCAAAGGUAUAAAGUAAUAUCUUCAUAAUGUAAUACCUAUCGGUGCAGCUUGCUGAUAAGGCUCCGUUGGCAACGAGACACGGAACACGGUAUUGUUACAGUAUCUUAUAGUAAUGUUAAAUUCACAUUGCGUACAUUGAUGUAUAGUAUUGAAGAUAUAAAUUAGAAUCGGUAUAUGCAAAAUGUGGUGUAGUAAAAUAUACCAAGUUAGAGCGCUAAAGAAAUAACGAGUUAAUGAAUCAUUUUUAAGAAAUACGUAGCAACACAUGACUAAAUUGGAGAUAUGCAAAACCAAUAUUUGAUAUGCUACUCGAAUCUAGUACACACCAUUUUCGCACGUAUAUUUAAUUACUCAGCAACGAAACAAUUCGCGAAACGUUUAUUAACGUCAUUAGCAAAUAGUGAUAUUAUUUGUGCAUUUUUGAUGCUUUGGACAUUACAGGUGCUUUGUAAGUUAAAAACUAACAGCCUCAAAUCUCACUUCGAUAUUCCGUUUGCUUAAUUCUUCAAUAUAACCAAGUUGGAACGCUUAAUUAUACUUCUUUUUUUUUUUUUUAGUUGUAGCACGGAUCGAGAAGUAAAUCAGAUUGAGAGAAAUUACAAGAGUUUCACAGGUUAAACAUUCUGAACCGUAUUUGUGGUCUACUAAGGCAUAGGAUUAAAAAGUAAUGCGGUAUUUUGCGUCGGUGAAAGUGUUUAUCUUUCGGUUUAGCGUUACUCGAAGCUAUAAAAGGCUAUUGGAGAAUAUACCUGUCUACCUCAAAACAUAAUUUUGCAACGGUCAACGACUCGUAGGAAAGAAAUUGACCUGAGUCGGCGCGUUAGUUGCACAUAACAUUAAAAAAAAUUUUUGCUAAAAUUUAAGGCUUGUGACCACAAAAGUAUUUAGAUUUAAUUCUUUUUCUCUUUCUCUAUCUAUCCAUCUCUUUCUCUCUAUCUCUCUCUUUCUCUAUACUCGUAUAUUUAACUUUUGUGAAAGUCGUGCAAGUAUUAAUCUCAUAAUUGUUUUCGGCAUAUAAGAUAGCGUUCGUCGUGUCCUUACGAGAUUUUAGAAACCAGAUAAUUACAUUCUGGUACCCAUCGAAAAUUAUGUCUUGUGCAAACUCUUACUCGUGUUCGUGUGAGUUCAUUUAAGUGUCAGAAUAAAAUUACCGACGCGUGAUUUUAACGGGGAAUAAGACGUGAGAAACCUGUGUGCGAUAAAGCGUGUGCCAUAAUUUUUUCAACGUAGUUAACACGCGCUUAAGAAUUAUGGAGCUCUUACUGAAUUUUAUUCGAAUGCUGAUUAGCACUCGCAUUGCUGUAUUUAAGAUUGGCUUACAAUUAGUAUGUAGCGAUUAAUGCAUGCUGCGAGAACGAAAACUUUGAAAGUACAAUGAUGUGCGCAUACAUUACGAUUUACUCGACUGGAGUUUUAAACGUAAAAAAAAAUAUAUAUAUAUAUAUAUUAUACAUAAAAAUUAUUGGACAAAUCACUUAUUUAAAGUCGUUCUGAAGUAUAUGUCUACUUACUAGUAUACGACAGAUAAAAUAGCUCUUGUUGAAAAGCGACAGAAUAAUAUCGCUUGUUUAAACUAAUGACACUUGUUUAAACGACCACGUAGAAAUCACGUUUAGCUAAAGCGAUUUUUAGCGUGACUCUGGUAUAGCAACCAAAGUGUAUCAGAACGUUUUCGUGUGUUUGGUAAUUUGUGGUAUAGCCGUUUUGGUAGUUGGUUAAUACCAUGCUGUACCAAAUAAUGAAGCAGGAUACCUGUUGGUAUUGUUGUUAAGUUGCAAAUACGCGCCAAAUAUAACACAAAAAUAUGUAAACAAAAUAUAUUUUACAUAUUUAUCUCGUGUAAAAUCGCCUCUAAUGUCGUAUCAAGAGGCUGAACUGUUGAACAAAAUAAAAGUGCGACGAUACGGGAGAUACGAUAAGGCUCUCGCCAAUUAUCUGUGCAUGAAAUCGUAAUUUGUAAUUGUAAUGUGCAUCGGUGUGUAUGCUUAUUAUAUUUCUCGUAUAUUUCGAUAGGCUUUUAUUUCCGGGCAAGUAUACGUAUAUUAUAAAUUGUAAUCAGGAAUAUUAAUUUUUAUAAAAGUUUUUUUAAUUUUAAUGUACAAGUAACUGCAGGAUCGGGACAGAGAGCGUCUGAUUACAGAAUUAACGUUUGAUACGAAUUGGAUAUAUGUCGAGCUUCUGCCGGUACAAAUAAAUCACGUUGAUAUUUAAUAUCUUUCAAUAUAUUCCGUGCAGCCGUUUUGAUUCGCGAGCCAUUGAUUAAUAGUGUAUGUACAUAUAAUUACCGAGCGUCGUAUAUCACACUGACACCGUUCUAGUUAUAUAUACGCAAAAAUGUACAAAUAGUACUUGCAUAAUGUCGACCUGUUAGCGUCCCGUCACUAGCGCAAUAAGAAUAUUGAAAAAAAAAUGAUGUAAAUUAUUUUUAAGAUUUUCAGAGAUAUAUUUUUGACUCAUUGUUGAUCAAUGAAUUUACAUCCUACCCAGCAGAGCACACAUAUGUAUAGUAUUAGAGUUGUCGUAUUUAUUUUUUUUCCGACAUUGAAUUGUCGACGUCGUUGCAUGCUCGACGGUGCGGUAGACGUGAAAUUGUAAUUCGCCGACAAUUCCGGAGCGUCCCGCGAAUUUAUUGCUGCGCGACGAAACGUCUAAAUUUAGGAGAAGCCGCUACACAUAUUACGCACGAUGUUGUAUCCAUGUCGUGAAAUAAACUAUAUCUUCUAAAA